UGUCCUCGAGCCACCCGUUCGUCGUUCGCUUUGGAAUUUGGAAACACCCAAAACACUUGAUUUCUUCGUCCAUCAAACCUCUCCCACUUUGACAACCAAGAUGCCGGCAAAAGUUGCUUUACUGACUUAUUCGAUGUAUGGCCAUGUUGACAUACUGGCCGACUCGAUCGAAGAAGGCCUCAAGGCCUCCGGCGUCGCAGUCUCGCGUUUCCAAUUCCCAGAAACACUCGCUCCAGAGGUCCUCGAGAAGAUGCAUGCACCGCCGAAGAAAAACAUCCCCGUCUUGACUGACCCAACCGUCUUGAAAGAGUUCGAUGGUUUCUUGUUUGGCUUCCCGACUCGAUACGGAAGAACUCCUGCUCAACUGUCGACCUUCUUUGACAUGACCGGUGGACUUUGGCAGACUGCAGGUCUAUAUGGCAAAUUCGCCGGGAUCUUCACCAGCGUUGCCUCACAACAUGGGGGACACGAAACCACUGCCUUCACGACUAUCCCUUUCUUUGCCCAUCAUGGAAUCAUCUUCGUCCCGCUUGGAUACACCAAUCCCAACUUGACUGAUAACAGUGAGAUCAUGGGUGGAUCGGCAUGGGGAGCUAGCACUGUUGCUGGUGGAGAUGGAAGUCGUCUUCCUACCGCCAAGGAGCUCAACAUUGCUGUCGGUCAAGGCAAAUCCUUCGGCGGGGUCGUCAACCAAUACGUUGCCGGUGCCGGCAAGUGAUCCCAAACGCACCAAGAAGCAAACAAAUGCUACCAAGUAUCAGUCUGAAGUCGAUCGAAUCUUCCAUGCUGAAAGUUAACCUCAAAGAAAAGCGCUCGUAGUCGUUAACUUGUAUAUCGCCCUAUCCAGUUUUCCUUUUGAAUCUUGCAGUAUCACCUCAUUGAGAUAGUGUAAGAUUGGUGUACUUUUUCAGAGAGGGGGCUCUACUCGCUCCAAUCAACAGCAUCAUUGAUCUUUCUCCUCUUUACACUCGAUUCUUAUGACAUCAAGCAAUUUUUAGUCUUAACAAAGCAGGCUCUAUAAGCCAUAUGGUGUGUACAUCUGCUGCUAAUUAGAGUGACUUUCUGUGAGAUAACAUAUGACAAGAAAAUAUAUAUCUUUUGACGUGUUUUGACUCGUCUCUAUUGCUGGUUAUUGUUCAAGUUUUGCCAGAUAAUCAUGGAGAUCCCAAGAUUCUUGAGAGCAUUAGAGUAGGUUCCAAGAGUUCUUAACUAAAGUGU
Puccinia graminis f. sp. tritici CRL 75-36-700-3 is the source of this 1218-nucleotide messenger RNA. Its product is annotated as NAD(P)H:quinone oxidoreductase, type IV. The record is from RefSeq and is a predicted model, not a curated record. Gene Ontology annotation, molecular function: FMN binding; NAD(P)H dehydrogenase (quinone) activity. Lineage: Eukaryota; Fungi; Basidiomycota; Pucciniomycetes; Pucciniales; Pucciniaceae. The coding region runs from base 101 to 718 and encodes 205 amino acids. The transcript has 6 exons.